Messenger RNA from Portunus trituberculatus (swimming crab), 3939 nucleotides. It is a transcript of the gene garnet, whose product is annotated as AP-3 complex subunit delta-1-like. The record is from RefSeq and is a predicted model, not a curated record. Gene Ontology annotation, biological process: anterograde synaptic vesicle transport; synaptic vesicle membrane organization; protein targeting to vacuole. Gene Ontology annotation, cellular component: endosome membrane; terminal bouton; membrane coat. Lineage: Eukaryota; Metazoa; Arthropoda; Malacostraca; Decapoda; Portunidae.
UGCGGGCCACUCGGCCCACUCCCUGUGGUCCCGAGGUGGCCACUGACAACAGCUGUGUGGCAGGCGGCGAGCACUAAUGAGUGGCGAGUGUUGGGCGGGUGUCCGGUGUGUGUCUUCCCUCAAAAAUGGCGUUGAGGAAAGUUAAAGGCAACUUGGAGCGAAUGUUUGAUAAGAACCUGACGGACUUAGUGAGAGGAAUCCGUAACAACAAGGAGAGCGAGCCUAAAUACAUAUCACAAUGUAUGGAAGAGAUCAAGACGGAGCUGCGGCAGGACAACCUUGCUGUGAAGGCCAAUGCCGUUGCCAAGCUCACCUAUUUGCAAAUGCUCGGCUACGACAUCAGCUGGGCUGGCUUCAAUAUUAUAGAAGUUAUGAGUUCUCCAAAAUUUACUUAUAAGAGAAUUGGGUACCUCUCAGCAUCCCAGUGCUUCCACCAGGAUACUGAGGUCCUCAUGUUAACAACCAACAUGAUCCGUAAGGACCUGAACAGUCACAACAUGUAUGAUUCAGGGACUGCUCUUACUGGUCUUGCAUGCUUCAUCAAUGGUGACCUUGCAAGAGACCUGGCCAAUGAUGUCAUGACCCUGCUAGCAUCAACCAAGCCAUACCCGAAGAAGGCAGUGCUCCUCCUUUACAAAGUGUUCCUUAAGUUUCCUGAGGCUCUGAGGCCGGCCUUCCCUCGCCUCAAGGAGAAGUUGGAGGAUCCUGACCCGGGAGUGCAGUCAGCAGCUGUCAAUGUGAUCUGUGAGCUGGCUCGGAAGAAUCCCAAGAACUACCUCAGCCUUGCCCCGGUGUUCUUUAAGCUGAUGACCUCCUCAACAAACAACUGGAUGCUCAUCAAAAUUAUUAAACUGUUUGGUGCCCUCACUCCACUAGAACCCAGAUUAGGCAAGAAGCUCAUAGAACCUCUCACAAAUCUGAUACACAGCACAUCAGCCAUGUCUCUGUUGUAUGAGUGCAUCAACACCGUCAUCGCCGUGCUCAUUUCUAUUUCUUCAGGGAUGCCCAACCACAACGCCUCCAUUCAGUUGUGUGUGCAGAAACUGAGGAUCCUCAUAGAAGAUUCUGAUCAGAACUUGAAGUACUUGGGUCUGCUUGCCAUGUCAAAAAUCCUAAAGACCCACCCGAAAUCUGUUCAGGCACACAAAGAUCUUGUGCUGCAGUGCCUUGAUGACAAAGACGAGUCCAUACGGCUGAGAGCCCUUGAUCUGCUCUAUGGCAUGGUGACCAAAAAGACUGUGAUGGAGAUAGUCCGCCGCCUCAUGACACACAUGGAUCGUGCUGAGGGCACCAUGUACAGAGAUGAACUACUCCAGAAGAUUAUUCUCAUCUGUUCCCAGAACAACUUCCAGUAUAUUACUAACUUUGAAUGGUAUAUAAGUGUGCUGGUGGAGUUGUGCCGUAUGGAGGGAACACAGCACGGGGGACUUAUUGCCAAUCAGCUCAUGGAUGUGGCCAUCAGGGUGGUGGCUGCGGAGUUUACAGUGGGUCAGAUGGCUCUCUUGCUGGACAAUGCACACGUUAUUGUUGGUCCUGCUGCUGCUAGAUCCUCCAUAGCUGAAGUUCUUUAUGCAGCUGCAUGGAUCUGUGGAGAGUUUUCACAAUUAUUGGCAAAUCCUAAAGCCACCCUGGAGUCCAUGGUGCGGGGGAAGGUGGUCUCUCUGCCUGGCCAUAUCCAGGCUAUCUAUGUGCACAACAUGCUCAAGCUGUAUGCCCAUAUUAUAGCCACAGCAGAGGAGGAGGAUGACACCGAAAUGAUAGAGGAGGUAACCAACCUUUUACUGGAGCGUCUGCCAGUAUUGGUGUCAUCAGGCGAUCUGGAGGUACAGGAGCGAGCCUCAUGCAUCGUACACAUUGUAACCUAUGUGCAGAAAUGCCACAAGAAUGGAGAUAAAGUAGGGGCUGAUUUAGCUCUCCUCAUGAUGGGUGAACUUAAUCCAGUGGCUCCUAAGGCACAGAAAAAGGUUCCUUUACCAGAUGGGCUUGACUUGGAUGUGUGGCUCAAUGAUCCACCUUCAGAGAGUGAAGAGGAGGAAGAUGAAGUAUAUAGGAAGGAUAUCUUUGUUAAAGCUGAUUCCUCUUCCAAGCACAAAAAAGAGAAAUAUGAACCAUCUGAGGAAGAGCUGCAAAGACUACGAGAUGUACGCAAAGCAGAGCAAGCCAACAAUCCAUACUAUGUGAAGUCUUCAGCCAAUGCCAAUACUUUACCACAGCACCUUGUUAAAGCAGAAGACAUACCCAUAGAAAACUUGUAUAUGAAUGUUCCUUUGAAGAUACAAGGUAUGACAUCAUUAGAUAAGUAUCAGAUGGUUGAUGGUUGGCAAGAUGGAAAGAAGAGGCACAAAAAACAAAAGAAACGUAGCAAGAAGAAGGAUCGUGCUGUGUCUAGUAGUGAUGAGGAAGCUCCUCCAAUGCAUGUAGUAAAUAGAGAUGUAGGGGAGAUGCCAGAAGGAGCUCAUUUCUCUGAUGACAAUGAGGCAGAUGACCGGCCUGAGGAUGACCCACACAGAGCUCUGGACAUUAAUUUGGAUGAACCUCUAGCUCCAAAUGAAGUUCUACCAACCAGAAGUCAUUAUGAAGCAAAAACUCAAAGAACUGAUGAAGAAGAAGUAAAAGGUUUGCGUUUUGAUGCAAGCCAGAAAAAAUCAAGAAGUAAAAAAGAAAAAAAAGAAAAGAAAGAAAAGUCCAAGAAGGUUAAGAAGGAAGAAAAAAAAUCAAAGAAGAGUUCAAAACGGGGUGAUAAUCUCAUUUUAGAUUUAGUAGAUGAACUUAAAGAAACAACAUUAGAGGAUACAGAGGCAGCUACCCAUGUAAAUGGAAUCGAUAACAGUAAUAAACAAAAGGUUGCAGAUGACUUGGACUUCUGGCUGUCUAGAGAGGAAACAUCUGUCUCUUCAUUACCAGCAGAGAAACAUGAAGAACCUGUGGUAUCAGAUGCUCAGGUAAAGGCUGAUGUUGAAACAGAAAAGACAAAAUCCAAGAAGUCAAAAACUAAGAAGGAAAAAAAGACCAAAAAGGAAAAAGAUAAAUCAGAAAAGAGAAGUAAAAAGAAAGAAGUACAAGAAGCAGAACCUGAAGUAUCAAGUAGAAAUAGGGAAGAAUAUGAAGAAACAAAUGGAACUGUGUCACAAGAACCAGAAAGGACCAAACCUCUACCAUUCCUGAGAAUGCUGGCUGAGGAUUCUAUGCUGAGAAUGAUGUACACAACAGCAGCUAUGGAUGGGGUUAUGAGUGAAGUUUUAGUUUGCAUCAAGUUUGUCAAUCUGUCAUCAAAACCUAUUAGUAACCUCCAGCUCAACCUUCCUGACUCCAAUGCACUUAAGAUGGUCCGCAUGGAUCCCUUGUCAGAUAAUAUUAGCUUCCCAUGGAGCCUAGAAGCAGAAGAAAGCAGGGAGGCUCAACUUUCAUUUACUGCUGAAGAUGUGACCAUUCCUCACAAGCUCAGGGGUUUCCUUUCUUAUACUCAGGAAGGUGCCAGCAGUCAAUUGAAUGUGCGGCUUGUUCCUGUGGUGAAUUUCCUCUCAGGUAAAACCGCAAGCCGCUCUACCUUCACAGAUCUGCUUAGCUCAGGCCAGCUUACAGCAAGGUCUUCCUUCACUGUUCCUGAUUGCCAGCUUUCAUUUUCAGAGAUUCUAGAUGAAAUAACAAAAGGAGGGAGUUUAGCGGUGGUGGAGAGUGUAGACCAAACAGCCUCCAUGUAUGGUCGCUCCCUGCAUGGCCACCACGUUUGUGUACUAGUCAAGUAUCAGACAUCAGGCCGCCUGACUGUUGAUGGAAAGAGCACAGAAGGGACACUGCUUUCCAAUGCUCUGGACCAUCUCAAGACAACUCUUAUGCAGACCAAGUAGUAUCUGUACCAGUUGGGUUUGGAAAUUCCACAGCAUUCUUAAUACUUGUAUUAAAAAUUGAUUUAUGUAAAUAUAAAUUACAUGACUUUUA